UUUAAUCAAAAAAAAAUUAUAUGCAUUAAUUACCUAAAUUCUUUUUUAUAGUAAUAAGCAAGCACAGAUAUAAGACACCAAAAAAAAAAACAAAAAAUAAGCACAGAAGUCCUAUUUAAAAAAUAAUAAUAAUAAAGAAAAGGAAAGAUGUAUAUGGAACUUGAAGAUGAAUGAGUUUCCUAAUCGUAGUCAUCGUUCAAUGUAUUUCCUUUCUAUAUAUCCAAGGAUUCCCUCUUUCAAAUUAAUAUCUUGUACUCGAUCACAAGAGAAUAUAUUAUUGAACAAGAUCUGGUUUCGUACUUGAGGGGAGUGAUCCUGGUCACAAAAUGGCCGAAGAGAAUCAGCAUAUAAUAUUAGCCACUACGAACAAUGAUGAGAAGAAGAUCAUUCGCAGGGAAGUUGAAAAACAAAGGAGGACACACAUGUCUGUUCUAUGUGCAUCUCUUCGAUCUUCACUCCCUUUAGAACUCAUCAAGGGAAAGCGUUCGGCAUCAGAUCACAUAGGCGAAGCUGUAAAUUAUAUUCAAAUUUUAAAGCAAAAGAUUAAUGAUCUCCAAGUCAAGAGAGAUAGGCUUAAACAGAAGGUUAAUUCAAGUUUAGUUGAUACUGAAAUUGAACCAGAUCAUUCAGGUGCAGUAGUGAAGUGCGUCAACAUCAAUCACAUUCCAGGGGGCGUGGAAAUUUCCAUAUGUAGUGGAUUCGCAGAGAGAAAUUCUCCUUUAUCAGAGUUAAUGGAAAUAUUGCUUCAAGAAGGAUGUGUUGUUGUUAGCUGUGUUUCGACCAAUGCUAAUGGGAGGAUAUUUCAUACUAUUAAGUCUGAGGUGGAGGACUUGACACGCCUUGAUCUUGCUAAGCUGCAACACAAACUGGACCAUGCAAUCUUGUUGUCAAGACAAUUAUAUGCCGGUUGAGAUGGCCAUGAACAAUUUGUGAUUAUGACUAUGAUAAGUGUUUUCAACUUUCAUUUGUUAAUUUAGAUGUACUGGCUAAUACAUAAUUAAUGUUAAAGUUCUUCCUACUAAAGCAUUGUGUGAGCAGGACAACUAUGAUGAGGUAUCAAUUUAACUUUGUUAAUUAAUUCAUCAAAUGUAUCUGCUAGUACUUGAUAUAUGUUUAAUUUCUUCCUAUUGCUUUACCCUGCCCAUGUUUUCAAUCUCCCUUAUAACUUAGUUAAAGUUGCAGAACUUAAGAUUUAUUCCUGCUGUUUCCUCGAUUUUGAUUACUA
This is a messenger RNA of Cajanus cajan (pigeon pea), 1225 nucleotides long. RefSeq names its product transcription factor bHLH118. Gene Ontology annotation, biological process: regulation of transcription by RNA polymerase II. The record is from RefSeq and is a predicted model, not a curated record. Lineage: Eukaryota; Viridiplantae; Streptophyta; Magnoliopsida; Fabales; Fabaceae. Gene Ontology annotation, molecular function: protein dimerization activity; DNA-binding transcription factor activity, RNA polymerase II-specific; RNA polymerase II transcription regulatory region sequence-specific DNA binding. Gene Ontology annotation, cellular component: RNA polymerase II transcription regulator complex.